This is a messenger RNA of Ylistrum balloti, 1425 nucleotides long. RefSeq names its product craniofacial development protein 2-like. NCBI's taxonomy places the organism in Eukaryota, Metazoa, Mollusca, Bivalvia, Pectinida, Pectinidae. Gene Ontology annotation, biological process: chromatin remodeling. The coding region runs from base 1 to 1425 and encodes 474 amino acids. Gene Ontology annotation, molecular function: catalytic activity. Gene Ontology annotation, cellular component: nucleus. The transcript has a single exon. The record is from RefSeq and is a predicted model, not a curated record.
AUGACGCAAGAGGGCGAAAGCCAAGAGGAAACCCUCGAGCAGACCAGGUCAUUAGUACACCCCAAAUCUACAACGAAGAUCGGCAACUGGAACGUACGUACACUUUACCAAAGUGGCAAUGUAGCACAGGUUGCAAGAGAAAUGACAAGAAGAGAUAAAGAUAUCAUGGGUAUUAGUGAAACUCAUUGGACCGGACGAGGGAAAAUCAAGAUAGCAGAAAGAGAGACAAUCAUCUACCCCGGAAGGGACGAUAACAUCCAUAGAGAAGGUGUUGCCAUACUUUUGUCAAAGAAAGCAUCAAGUGCGCUGAUAGAUUGGACACCAGUAAACGAAAGGAUCAUCAUAGCAAGGUUUUUCUCAAAGCACAUCAAGCUGACGGUUGUGCAUAUAUACGCACCUACAGAAGAUCAAGUGAAAUAUGAGCUUUAUGCAAGAUUACAGGAGGUACUGGAAAGAAGAAACCGGCAUGACAUGUUGAUCAUCACUAGUGAUAUGAAUGCCAAAGUGGGAAGCGACAACGGGCACUACGAAAGAAUAAUGGGGAGACAUGGGCUCGGGGUGAGGAAUGACAAUGGUGAAAGGCUGUGUGAAAUGUGCGACCUCAACGAAUUAGUUGUUACAGGAACGUUAUUCCCACAUAAAAACAUCCACAAAGAAACACCAAAUGGAACCAUCAGGAAUCAGAUAGAUCAUGUAUUAGUCAACAGGCGUUUUAGGAAUUCAGUUAAGGAUACCAGAGUAUUCAGGUCGGCAGACAUUGGAAGCGAUCAUCUGCUUGUGUGCACAACAGUCAAAUUGAGGCUAAGGAAGCAGUGUAAAGAGAAAAGGUGUGAGAGGGUAAAGUACGACAUAGAGAAGUUGAAGGAUGCGGAUACAGUGAGAAGGUUUAACAUUGCAGUAAGAAAUAGGUUUCAGGUAUUGGAUAACGAGGAGUUUGAUAGAGAAGAGGACGAGGUAGAGAGAAAGUUCAGAGUAAUCCAGAAGACAUACACAGAGACAGCAAAAGAGAUAUUGGGUAGACCUAGGAAGAAGAAGAAACCAUGGAUCAGUGAAGCCUCAUGGAAGCUAGUAGAGGAAAGAGGAGAAAUAAACAAGAAAAAUGUGUGUACAAACUCAGAGAGGGUUAAAGGACAGUUAAAAGAGGAGUACAAGGUUAAAGACAGAGAAGUCAAAAGAAGUCUGAAAGCACACAAGAAGAAAUGGAUAGACAACAUCGCGAGUGACGCUGAAGAGGCAGCAAGGAGUCAGCACAUGAAAACUUCGUAUAGUCUUACAAAGACACUCUGCAAUGAAAGACCUAGGAGUAGUACAGCGGUAUUGGACAAGAACGGCAACCUCAUUAGUGGCAAAGCAGAGGUUUUUAUCAAGAUGGACAGAACACUUCCAGGAAAUCCUGGAACCACAGGAUUCCAUUACAGAAGAUGA